CGCACACAAGUGUAGUUUAAUGUACGCACACAAGUAAAAAGUGUAGUUUAAGUGCGCUCAGUGCUGCACUGCGUGUGUGGAAAAGUGCGGGAAAUUAUUGCAACGAGACUGUUAAAUAGCGUUUAAGAAAAAACUAAACGUAAUCCAGCCAACUCGUAAUAAUAAAGUGCGUUGCAAAAUGCUAUCAUUUGUAAAGACUUGAAGAAUUAAGCAACAAAAUAUUGGUGGCAUGUUUUGUGAAUUUCAUAAAUCUCUCGUUUCGUUUUGGUUUUUUUCUUCUCUACCACAAAAAAGGGCGCGCGAGUGAGACAACAGUAUUGGCGGUGCCGAACAGCAACAAGACAGCUAUCCCGCCUACUCUCAUUCAACUCACACGUCGCAGACUAAAAGUCUGCUCGCUCUCAAAUGUUUGACAUUUUUCACAUUCAGCAUUUUCCCUUUGUUCGUCGGCGGGUCUCGUUGUCAUAUGGCUCGUAUAGACGCUCGUGCGUGCGUAACAAAUAAAAUUGAAAAAAGAAGAAACGAAACGCAACGCAAAAAAUCGGUGUUUCAAAUUUACCAAAAUAGCGCACAAGUGUAAAUAAACAAAAUGUUAAAUGCGCAUGCAGUGUACAAGUGUAUUCAAUUCAUUGAGAAAUAUGCGUAAAAAGCGUUAUUUCGUGAUUACUACGGCGACGACGACGACAUCAAAACCAACAGCAACAACAACAACUAAGUGCUGCUGCGUUCAUUGACGUGACGCGCGAGUGUGAGUGUGUAUUUGUGUAUGUGUGUGUGUGUUUAUGUGUGCUGGUGAGUGUGUGAGUGUGCUGCGAGUUGUUUUCAAAUAAAUAUUAUACAAAAUACAAAAAUCAAAAGCCCGCAGCAACAGCAACAACAAACAAAACACCACAUACAAUCAAAAUUGCAGUGACAUCAAAACUGCAAACAAAACAUACAUACUACAUACAUCAAAUCAAAAGCAAAACAACGAAAUAUUUACAUCAAGCUCAGUUCAGUCCCGCGUGUCUCUCUUCGUUGCGCGCAAAAUUCUGUGUGGGGAAGAAAAGAAAGUGUGGUCAACAGUCAUCGCAAUCUCUGCACUCAAAAUGUCUAUUUAUCUAAGUGUGCGUGUGUGUGUGUUCUCAGUGUAUUGAAGCGGGAAGAAGGAGGAAAGGAGUAAAAAGGAAGUUAAAAGCAAUAUCCAAGCAACAACAACAUAAAUACGAAUCAUAAUAAAAAUAUUAAGCAGAAGAAGAAGCAACAACAACAACACAAAUGAAGCAAUCACAUUUUGUUCAAUUUUAAACCACAAAUAAUCUGUAUCCCCCGAGCAUUAAACAAGGCGCAUAAAUUUUUGCCAAUGAGUCGCAGACAGUCAUUGGAUCGACCAGGAAUAUUGUCUCCUCCGGGUCCGUUUCUGACGCCCAGUCCAUCACCAUCGAUCUCAGCUAGUCCACGCCUGCAACCAUCACCAUCGCUAUCGCCAUUCCCACAGGAUGUGGUGCUUGUAGCCGGUGGCAACGCAUUAAACGCCAACAGCAAUCCCCAGGAACACGAGCGCAAGGCGGCGACGCCUGGCAGGCGACAAUCCAUACAUCAGUUCACAAAUGGCAGUCCCAAUGCCGGCACCGUUGUCUUUCAACCGAGUCCAUCACAGUCACCGGCCGCUGCCACGACGGUCAUUGGCGUGACAGCUGGCGGACUCAUAGCCGCUGCUGCUGCCGCCGCUUCAUCAGCCGGUGGACACAGCAAUGCAAUUGGCAAUGAGCUAAACGCAACCCUUGUCGGCUCCAACAAUAUACAACUGAAUAAGAAGGGCAAUAAGCGAACGGGUCAGCAGCAGCAACAGCUACAGCAGCAACAACCACAGCAGCAGCAACAGCAACUGCAACAACAACAACAGCAGCAGCAGCAGCAGCAAUUGCAGCAGCAAAUCUUUAGCACCAACGCAGCGGCGCCCACAUCGAUCUGCUCGACAGUAGCCGGCGGCUAUGGGCAACCAAACGCAACGGCAAUCAGCACGCCCAUUUCGUUUGCGACAGCAAAUGUGGCUAGUAGCCCAAAAGGUCAAGCGAAAAAGGGCGCCACAACGGUGCUCAGUCAACAACAGCAGCAGCAGCAGCAGACACAGUUCCAGCAUUAUCAGAGCAGCAGUCCGCUGAUAGCGGACAGUCCCAUACCAAGUCCGAGCAACGCGAUUGCGGCUGCGGCCAUAAAGCCGCCAACGCCCCAACCACAGCCUCAGACCGUACAAAUGUUGCCGCAGCAGUUCACAAUAACCAGCGGGCCGCAGCAACAGCAGGCACCGCAGCAAGUGUUUCAGUUCAUUCAGGGGCCGCAGGGUCAGAUCAUUGCCACCACACAGCAGCCAACAACGCUUCAGCAGCAGCAACAACAGCAACACCUGCAACAGCAGCAGCAGCAACAACAACAGCAGCAGCAACAACAUCAACAGCAGCAGCAACAAACGCACCAGCAACGUUUUAGCAGCAAUGCAGGCAUUGCGUUGUCCACUGCCAACACGAAGGCGAGCAAAGCGCCCCAACAGAUUCUGCCCAAGCCGCAGCAGGAGCUGUCCACAACCCAAACGCUGCAGCAGCAAACGAAGGGCAAAAACAACAAUGCACAGCUGCCGCAGAUCUCGCAAUCCCCCCAGCCGCAACAGGCACAGCUUACCGCCGCACCCACCAAUGCCAAUAACCAGCAACAGCAGCCGCAGCAGCAGCAGCAACAACAAAUACUGUUGCCGGCGACAGCAGCACAGCCACAGCAAUUGCUGUUGAAUCAGAUGCCAGUGCUGGUGCAACAGAAUCCGCAAGGUGUGCAGCUAAUCCUACGUCCACCGACGCCACAAUUGACCACGACACCAUCGCUGGUCAUACAGAAUGCACGCGGACAACCGCAGUUGCAGCAGCCGGCGCAGCAACAGUUGCUGCGCAUUGUCAACACGAAUGGGGCGACAAUGCAACUGGCAGCAGCAACACCCACCUUCAUUGUGUCGUCGCAGGGCAAUCUCAUACAGCAGACAGCUGCGGGCGGUCAGUUCCAAAGCGCCAUCAAGUCGGGCACACAAUUGAGCGGUCUCCAUGCGGCACUCGCCCAAGCGCCACGAUCUCAGCCGUUCACCACAACGGCCACCAUCAACACCCAGCUGCUGGGCCAGAGUGUUGCUGCGCAGUUGCAGAAUCUGCAGCUGGCCGCGGCAGCCGCUGCCAAUGGCAAUGGCAUCACGCAGAUACAGAUGCCCAAUGGCCUCGCGGCAAUAUCACAGCUGCAGCAGACGCUUGGAGGCGCCACCAUCAAUCUGAAUCAGCUCAAUGGUGCACAUCUGCAGCAGAUUGCGACGGCAUUUCAAACGCCACAGCCACCGCCGCCACAGACAACAGCAACAGCAGCCACAACGACUCCUGCCAAUGGCAACAACACAACGGCGGAGCUGUUUGCACAAUCCUCGCCAGCACAUGUGCCGCUGGCGGUGACGCCCGAGCCACUGCGUCAGCCAACGGCACAGCAGCAGGCGGCCAUGGCCACCAUACAGCUGCAGCAUCAGCAGCAACAGCAGCAGCAGGCGCAGAUACAGCAGCUGCAGCAACAGUUGCAGCAGACUCAGACGCAAGUGCAGCAGGCGCAGCAGCAGCAACAACAGCAGCACACCGUCGAGCCGAAGAAGAAGCCGCGACCUCGCAAAAAGAAACCGCCAGCCACAGCUGCAGUGCCAGCUCCCUCGCCAACAGCAGCAGCUGCAGUAACAACAACUCCCCAAAAGAUUGCAAUACCUGCCACGCCCACAUCGACACCAGCUGCCCCCACGCUGGCACGCACACCAACGCCCCAAGCACAUGUGCUCACCCAGGCGCAGGUGGUGCGCAGCAAGUCGCCAUCGCCACCGCCGACGCACAUCCAACGGGCCAGCAAUGGCAAGUUGGAUCUCGGCGAUGUGAUGAAGUUCUGCGGCAUCACCGAGGACGACGAUGACGAUGAGGACUAUGGCAUGGAUGCCACCUCAGUUGCUGGCAAUGUUUCCACUGCGGUUGCCAAUGGCAACACAGCAGCAACAGCACCGGCAACCAGCGGCUUGGCGCAGCCCAGUUCCAAUGAUAUCAUGAUCUCCAUACCGAGCCAAAACGGCAGCGAUGGCCUGCCUUUCACGCUGACCAUACCGGCACCGACGCCGGUCAACGAAGCCACCGAAAUACCAAAUAUCCUCAUCAAAAUUGAUCCAAGUGAUGUGGCAGCUGGAGCAGCCGCCGCUGCAGCAGCCACUGGAGCAACUGUACCACCGUAUACGCUAUCAACGCCACGUCUGCCCACUGCCGAGGAGAUACAGCGUCAGGCGCAGCAGCAUCUCGCCCAGCAGGCAGCUGCAGCAGCAGCGGCAGCCGCAGCCGGCGCCAAGAUCUGCACCAACAUUCAGGCGCCAACGCCGGCGCCAACGAUUAGCUUCAGUCUGGGUCCACAGACACAGACGAUCGGCAGUGUGACGCUGCAGCCGACGCCAAUUGCUGCGAGCAUCACACUGACGACGCCCACGGUGACCACAGCAACCACUGGUUGCACGACAACGACGCCAGCUGCCACAGCGGCGGUGAAGCCGCGACGCAAACCCGCCGUGCGACGCAACACCAAGAAGCAGGAUGCCAAUAGCAACAACAACAGCAGCAACAACAACAACAACAGCGGCAUCAACAGCAGCAUCAGCAACAGCGUCGCCAGCAGCAGCAGUAUCAUCACUAGCAGCAGCAGCAACAUUUGCAACGUCAGCAGCAGCACGACAACAACUGUCAGCAAUAGCGCUGUUAUCAGCAGCAGUUGCAGCAGCAGCAUUGGCGGUGGCAACGGCACCAUCAACACCAUCACAUUGACCACACCCGCCACCGGCAGCAGCAACACCUCGAGCAUACUGCUGCCCCCUGGCUUGGGGCUGGCCAACAGCACAACAACUGUGCCCAGUCAGAUUGGCAACAUACAAAUCUCGCAGGUGCAAAAUCACCAUCAGUCCACAUUGCCCAUCAGCAACGCCGUCGAGAAUAAGAUACAGAUCAUGCCCAUUCUGCCGCCCGGUGCCACAGUCAUGGGUGGUGUGCCAGCAGCAACCACGGUUGCGGCAUCUUCAGCGCCAGCAGCAACAAGUGCCACGCAGCUGCUGUUCCAGCCAACGCCAGCAAUAACAACGCCUGCAGCCACAGAGUCUGCUACCAUCAAGUUGUCCAGCGAUGGCCGGCAGAUGCAGUUGGUCGCCAUACCGCAGUCCACGACGCCAGCAACAACAGCGCCAGCCUUGCCAGCGGUGACGACAGCCGGUGGAGCGACAAUAUUGCCGCCACAGCUGACGGGAAUGCCGGGCAAUGUGUCCAUUUCGGUGGGUUCGCCUGCUUCGGCGGCCGCGUUGGUCCCACAGCUAACGGGCAGCUUGACGUUGGCUGUCUCGGAGCAGGGCGAACGUCUGAUCUUGCGCCAUGAUCCUAACAAUCCGCAAGAUCAUCAGACGCAGCUGAUAUUGCAGGCGCUGUUGAAGGGAGCAUUGCCCAAUGUAACGAUUAUCAAUGAGCCGACGCGUGUGGAUCCGAAUAGAACAUCAGCGCCUACACCCACACCCACGCCGCCACCCCCUCCACCAGUAGCACUGCAACAGCAACAACCACAAUUGCAGCAGCCACAGACGACGCCAGUAACAGCAGCAACUGCUUCAAUACAGCAGUUGCCUAAAGUGGUGGCCGCAGUGCCCAAAACGGAGGUUAAAGUUACGAACAACCGAAAGCUUUCUGCGCCUGCUUUGCCCGCCAACAACUUGAUCGGCAGCAGCAACAUCAUCAGUAGCGUGAGCACCAUCAGCACCAGCAACAACACGAUCAAACCACCGCCUCUGCCCAUAAAGAUCAAUGAGACCUUGUCGUUUCCGCAACUGCUGUCGACAACAACCGCAACAACAACGCCCACAACAACUUCUCAGCUUAUUGUGCAACAGCAGCCACUGCAACAACAGCAGCAGCAACAGCAACAGUCUGUGCAGCAGCCAGCCUCGGGAGGACAACGCUAUGUGGCUCUGCCCCUUGAUCCCAGCACGCAGCAACUUUUCUGUCUGAACAGCGUGUCCAAUCAGAUUACGGCCAUCAGUGCUGGCCAAACGGCGGCAUCUAUAGGACCUUCGGAGCGAUUGCUAAUUGCGCCGGCAGGCAUUAAUGCCCAGCAAUUGGCGCAGUGUCUGCAGCUGGGUCAAUUGCACUUUAACGAUGUCAAUCCCUUGCCGCAGCCACAGCUGCAACUGCAACAGCAGCAGCAAGCACAGCCGACAACGAUGACUGCAACAUUGCCCCUUCCGCUGCGACCUCAACCACCGCAACAGCAAAUUGUGCAUCCGAUACAGCCGAUCAGCAACGGACACAGUCUAAGCCUGGGAUUGCCCAUCACGACGACAACAACAACGACGUUGACAACCAGCAGCAGCACCUCUACGAGCACCACAACAGUCACCAAACAGGUGGCCAAUGUGGCACCCAUUAUUGAUCAGAGCAAGGCUAAGUUGGAGCCGGCGAAGGCAACUGCAGGGGCAACAACCACAUCGUCCAGCACAGGAGCUGUGGCCAAGAAGAAGCCAGUGCGCAAGCCCAAGACGACACCAACAGCAGCCGAGUUGGCCAGCUUGAAGAAUGCGAGCGUUGUGAAACCGAUGCCUAAAUUGGAUCCGUUGUCGCAAAAGCCCAACAACAAUCCCGUGCAGAUCGUGCAACCGAAUGUGGCGAGUGGCAAGCAAAUGAUUGUUGUGGUCAGCUCGAGUGGCAACCAAUCAACGACGACCACAACAACAACCAUCAUGAGUAACAGCAUUCAGCCAUUCCAAACAACAAGCGGCACCAAGCUUGUAGGCGUUACGGCACCAAUGCAACAACAGCAGCAGCAGCAGCAGCAGCAACAACAACAGUUGCAGCAGCAGCCAACAGCAGCGAUAGCAACUGUGCAAUUGCAACAGCAACAGCAGCAACCACGUGGCAGCUUCAGCCUGACGGCAACAACAUCGACACCAAGUGUUGUGGCAAGUAGCGGUAGUUUGUCAGUAGCAGGAGCAGCUCCCGUUGUGGCACAACUGCAGUUAACAGGACAGUUACAACAGCAACAGCCGUUGCAAGCGCAGCCUAAACAACAGCCGACAGCAGUGCAACAGCAGCCACAGCAGAACACAAUUUCACGAGUACAAACAAUUCAACUGACGCCACAAAUGCAGCAAGUCUUUAGGACAGUGCAAAUGCAAAUUCAGUUCCUCACCAUCAAGUUGCAAAACAAAGCAAUUGUGCCAACGCUGUCCAUUUCACCGGACAUUGAUCCGGCAGCAAUCGCCAUCUAUAACAAGCCCAUGACAGAUGCAGAGAUUAAUGUGGCUUUGCAGCGCCUGUUUACGGAACAGCAUCGCAUACUGGCCUCGGGCAAAGAAGUGCCGACGCCAGAAGGCAUGGUACCGACGCCGAAUGGCAAUGGCAGCUUUAGCCUGAUGCCGCAGCAGUUCCAGCAAUUGCAGCAGCAACAACAGCAGCCAACACAGCAGCCGCAACUGCAACAGGCGACAGUGCAACAAUCUGUGGAGUCGGUGAAGACAGCAACACCUGCUGGAGUGAUACUCGCCAAUGUGGUGCAGCCGAAUAAUCACUCCACCACUAGCACAGCAGCAACAGCCGGAGCAGCCAUCAAUGCCCAGCAACAGCAACAACAGCAGCAGCAACAACAAUUAAAUGUUGCACAGCGUAUUCAUAUCUACCCAAUGCAACAUCAGCAGCAGCAGCAACUGGCCAACAAGCAAAAGAUGGCGCAACAGAAGCAGCAGCAACAACAACAAACGACUGCUAUCAGCAACUUGCCACAGCAGCAAACAGCGCAGCUUAAGCUCAAGGAAUCACCAUGUCGCAGCAAACCCAAUGCAGCCAAUGUACAGCAGCAACCACAACAGCAGCCAACUGUCAACGUGUUGCAGCAAAAGACAAAUAUAUUGUCGGUGCCGCAGCAGCAACAACCACUUCAGCAACCGACCGUAAAUUGCAUCAAGAAUGGUCCACCGCCACUCAUCUUUGCCAGUGCAACGAAUCUGUUAUCGAGCAGCAACAAUGUGAGCAACAACAACAGCAGCAGUUCGAACAGCAACAGCAGCAACAAUAGCAUCGCCAACAACAGCAGCAGCAACAGCAGUGUCAGCAAUAGCAACGUGCAGGUCAACAGUAUGUUGACAAUGCCGCCAUUGCAGCCGCAACAACAACUGCAACAGCAACUGCAAAUCCAGCAGCAGCAACUGCAGCUACCAUUGCAGCAACACCAGGCGCUAACCCAACAACCGGUGGCAACACCAGCGCCAGCAUUGAGUAAUUUAAUUACCCCAUCGUUGCCCGUGUUUCUGCCACUGCCGUUGUCCAAGCCGGAGGAAUUGUUGCCAACACCAAAACCUAAAAUUGCACGCCUCUCCUUGUUCGUACGACAGCUGGAAGUCGAUCAGGAGAGCUGCUUGAAGCCGGACUAUGUGAAGCCGUUUCGUACCAAAGACGAAGCGGUCAAACGGUUGAUCAGAUAUCAUUGUAUGCAUGAAAAUGAUGAGGAGCUGCCUUCCGAUGAGGAUGAAGAGUUUGAAGCAACGGCGCUGGGCUUUCGUGAUAAAUUCCGUGAAUUGAAUGGCAAACUUCAAGAGAUUCUUUUACAGGAGUCAACGUUGCAACAUCGCACUUCGGAGUCCCUGCAAGUCGAGCAACUGAUGAUCGAUGAUCUAAAGGGCGAGAUAAGCGAUAUACGCACAGCCGAAAAGGAGCUGCUCGAGAAACAGCAGCAACUUAAGGAGGAGCUAGACAAUAAUGUAGCAACCAACGAAGUUGAUGCCGGAUCGGAGACCAAAGUGAAGGAUGAAAUCAAAAUGGAACCAUUAGAGAAAGUAUCCGAAACAACACCGUCAACAACUGCUGCCGUUGUGGAUAAGUUUGAUCUGCUGAAGAAUAGUGCCGAUGUAAAUAAGGCGUACAACAAACAGCAGCCGCAGUCGCAGUCUCAGCUUCCGCAACAACAGCAACAACUGGUUAAGCGAGAGGAGAAUGGUGAUUGGUUGGCUAAUGGUGGUCAGACUGAUGCUGGCAGCAACAACAACUCUUUGAGCGAUGCUGUCAAGAAGGAGCAGAUCAACAGCUCUAAGGACAACAUGGAGUAUAUCAAGAAGGACUACGACAACUUCGACAUUGAGUCACAGCUGACGAGUUUCAUCAUGAAGAAAGUUGAGCAGAAAAUUGAACCCAAUGGAAGUAUGCAGCACCUUAAGAACGCUGAGCCCUGUUUUGCAGCUAAUGUGUUGCAUGAGCAACAACAACAGCAUAACCAGCAGCCGCAUCAUCAACAGCAGCAGCAUCCUCAACCGCAGCAACAACAACAGCUUGUCAAGAACAAUACGAUAGCCAAUGAAGAUCACGACGAUAGCUGGUAUUGUCUGCAGAAGGAGCUCAAUCUAAUGAACAAUGAAACCUUGCAGCCGCAGCAGCAACAACAACAGCAGCAGCAACUGCAACAACAUCAACAGCACUUGUCAGAGCAGCAUCUGUAUGGCAACAACAAUGCUGGCAGUCUGCUGAACAAUGGUAACCACUUGUCGGAUCUGUUUCCCAAUGGUUGCAUCGAUAAGAGCAAUCAGAGCAACAGCAAUAGCAGCAGCAACAGUAGCGCCAGCAGUUGUGCAGGCGAGGUUGUCGGCAACAGCAGCAAUGUUGCCAACAACUUGCCCAUUGGCAGCUCCUCGUGCAGCCAGCAACGCCAGCAGCCAUUGGCAAUGCAAGCUGAGCAGCCCAAUCAUCAUCCUGCGAUUAGUGAAUUCUUCAACAGUGAUUCAGAUGUGCAAAAGUCCGUUGAGACACGACUGGAGGCCAUGUUUGGCGAAUCACCUGUGCAUUUGGAUGUGAAGAACAGCAGCGAUGACCACGACAUUGAGUCCAAUCUCGAUGAGAUUUUCGGCGAUUCCAAAUCUCCUGUUGCGAAUCAUAAGAAUAAAAUGAAUAUCUGGGCGCCUGAUACAGAUUUUGCUACAGGCUACAACAAUGAGCAACAGCAGCAGCCGUAUGUACAUCCGCAACAGCAGCAGCAGCAGUCUCAACAGCAAUCACAACAGCAGCAACAUCACAUUGAGCUCAACUGCAACAACAAUCCGCGUUGGAUGCAAAGCAUGGAGGCCCACUAUAGCGAUUACAUGUCCAGCAAUACGAGCACUGUCGAUGGCCAAUCCCAUAAUAUGCUGGUCAACGGCGAGUCUCGGAAGCGUCACUGGAAUGGGCAGUUGAUGGGCUCCAGCAGCGACAUGGAGGAUGAGAACAGUAGCAAACGAUUGUGCACUGCUUCGUCGACCUCAUCGUCGCCUCUGUCCUCCCAGCAGCAGAUUCAAGUGCCGCAGCAUAGUAUACUCGAUGCCGAUAUGCUGGCUCUGCAUGAUGGCAUGGGUGUGGACGCUGUGACAACUAAUGGACCUGCUGGUUUCUCACAGCUGCUCAUGGAUCAGCAACAACAGCAGCAGCAGCAACAACAACAGCAGCAGCAACAGCACAACUUUGGCAAUCAUCAGGCUUUUGCUAAUAUGCUUGAUCCGCAGCAGCAGCAACAACAACAGCAACAACAACAGGUGCAACAACAACAGCAGCAACAGCAGCAGCAUCAACACUACCAGCAUAGCAUGCAACAGCAGCUGCAGCAACCGCAGCAAGCACAGCUUCAUGUGAAUCAUAUGGGCGCCGCUUCAGUGGUCACCGGCGAGUACGAUGACGACAUAAGCCGGCAUGUUGCAAGUGCCAUUGACAGCAUACUCAAUCUGCAGAACAGCGGCGAUUCGCUGCAGUUCUCGCUCGGCUCGUUUCUGGGCGAUAGCAUCCUGGACGAUCAGCGACAGGCGGCGAAUUUGCCCAGCUGCCAGCAGGAGCAGUCGAAUAGACGCCGCCAGUUGGGCGAUGACAUUGGCGAUUGCCUGAUUAGUGGCGAGGCUGCAGCUGUAGUGAGUGCUGUGGCCGAUGCUGGUGGUAAUCUAUUGUUGGAUCAUCAUCACCACCAUCAACAUCACCAGCAGCAGCAGCAGCAACAACAACAGCAGCAGCAACAACUUAUGCAGAAUCACAUUGGUCAGCAGCAACCGCAUCUUCAGCAUCAUGGACAACAUCAUCACGGCCUCUCGCAGGCACAAGCCCAACAUCAUGGCCAACUGAAUGACUUUAGUUGUGUGGCUGCCGGUCUAGAUGAUGCUGUAAAGUCAAUUAUGACAUCUUGACUUGGGCUCCAGACAACAGGAACGGGACAGGCAAUAGCCACCGAGCUGCCGCCGGCGGCAACAGCAGCUGUUGCCAACAGUCUGAUACUGGAGUUCAAUGCGACCACCUUGUGAAGAGCUGCCCCAGGCAACAAACAUUGACUGUACUAUAUAUAAAAACCUUUAGUUCUCUUUAGUUUUUGGUAACUGGGCUGAAAUUAUUAUUCAGUCACAAAUCAGCCAACAUUUGCACCCUGCUCUGUACAAUUUUCUUAAUUUUAGUUUUAAGUUUACAAAAAGAAGUAGCGUAAAUUGUUUUAAUCCUUGUUUUCGUUUUUAGUCCAAUGUGUUUGUACAAUAUUUAAUGAAAAGCAGAAAGCAAAGAGCCCCGGUAUUAUUUGUAUAAAUUGAUAGUCACGCAAUCGGGACACCAGAUCCUUCGAAGUCAAUAGCAAAGCAAUUAUAACGCCGAGAAUUGAAAACAAAACGACGAAUAGCAUGAAAUGCUUCUUAGAGAAGUACACUGAAUGAAUUCUAAUGUAAUACAAAUUAUAUAGCUACAAUAAAUAAGUGAAAAAUGCCUAGACAAUUUAUUAAAAUCUAAAUCUAAACUAUGAACAUGUGAAAAAAAUCAAACAAAAUAAAAGAAAUUAUAUUUUUCGGAAUGCCGAAUAUUUAAUACACUUGCAGAGCACAAUAAAUUUGUUGUCCGGUUCAAGGUGAUGAUCUCUCUCAAAAGAGAUACUCCCGAUCCAUUUGUAAAAGCUUUAAAUUCGAUUACGCUCUGCAAGGAUAUGAGAACAGUAUAGAUUGGAAAUGAAAUGAUAAUUGGUUGUAAUUAAUUGAGAAUUAAGAAAGUGGUGCGACAGCAAAGUGCUGAUCAUGUCGAGAGCAUUCGAAAUUCGUAAUUAGAUUUAUGCAAAACAAUUGUAACAACGUUGCCAAUUUUGUUGAAAUGAAAAAUGGGGGAAAAAUUCAACCACAGCAAAUCGAUUUACAUUACAAAUCUACAUAUACAUAAAUAUAUAUAUAUACAAGAAAAAGUAUAUUAAAUUAUUUAUUAAUAAGCAAUUGUAAAUACAAGUAUACACACAUUUACAUAUUUAUUUAUGUAAUGCAUGCGCCAGUUUCAACAAUCGCAGAUUUUAAAACAAACAAACAAAUGGAUUUGCUCUUAGUGUAAACAAAAUUACAAUGUGUAAUAAAAUAAAAGAAGCAUGCGAAAAUACGUAAAAUAAAUUAAAAUAAUAAUAAAAACUAAUUUGAUAAAUUGAAGCUAAGCAAUUUAAACUAUUAUUUAUAAAACGCUUAACGUCUGUCUGCUUUUGAGCUAACAAACACAAACAUACACUCACGCACACACAUACAUAUAUGUAUAAUUAAUUCGAAUAAUCAAUGUGCUCAAUUUGAAUUAGAAAGCUAUUAGCCAUGUCUUAAGAUUUGGCUAUGACUACGGGUGACAUCAGCAAAAGUCUUAAGAUGAGUUGACAAAGGACAAACGACGAAGCAAACCAAAAGCAGUUCAAAAAUGAAAAUCACAAUUUUAGCAAAUUUAGUUUAAACAUUUAUUAAUUAUAAAAAAUAAAUCUAUAUAUAUAUAUAUGUAUGCAUAUUGUACAUGUAAUAACACAAACAAACAAACAAAACAAAACGAAAACGAAUCGUAUCAUUGUAUCUUGAUCUUGAUCUUGCCACAAAUCUGAUUUGUGAUUUGUGCCACGUUUUAAAUAUCGAUGUCUGACUAGCUUGUAAAACCAAUUAAAAACCAAUAAAUCCAUAGUAAGCAAAACAACUACGAACUUAAUCCAAAUAUUGUAAAUGUUAGGAAGCCGCCGCAUAAGAUUCACUCAAUUCUCACAUAGGCAAAGUGUGCGACUUAAAUAGUUAUAUACAUACAUCUACAUAUAUACAACAUACAUACUUAGUCGUCCGUCACGUAUUAACGCAUACCAAUUACAAUAAAUACUACUACUAAUACUUCUACUACUACUACUACUACUUUAAAUACCACCACAGCAACAAAAACAACAACUACAACCAGAGAACAAGAAAACUACUACAUGAAAAUCGUACUGCAGUAAAAAUGUACGGAGCGUGACUAAAAUAGAAACGUAUUUGAGAGCUACAUUAUAUGUAGUUGAUAAGAGAAUUUCAGAUGGAAUUAAAUUGUAUGUAUUAUAUAUAUAAAUAUAUCGAUCGAGUUUAAUUGGUUUAGAUGCCCCGACGUCCCUUCCCAUGACCCCUUCCCAUCUGUAUGAUUUAUUACAGAGAUGUGCAUGCAACACUUUCUAGUUGUUAUACAAAGACAAAUAAUAAAACAAGAUUGUAAAGAUUUAUAUAUAAUAGCAUAAAUUAAGUUAGUCAAGGAAAUUUGCAUUCGAUAAUAUAUAUAGCUGCUGAUACAAAAAGCAAAACAAAAAAAACAAACAAAAAAAAAAAAAACGAAAAAAAAUGCAAACAGAACUUAUCACUCGCUAGGAGCCCAAUUCAAUUAAUUAUUGAUUAAAUGAUAUCAUUUGUAACUUAAAUACGCAUUGUUUGAUCUUUAUACUUGUAUUCAAUACGAAACGGUUAUUCAAAUCGGCUUCAACAGAACCUCCUCCCUAUCUACCAAAAACCAUACGAAACAAAAUAAAACGAAAUGAAACGAGAUGAAAAACUUAAAAUGGAAGAGAAUCCCAAUAUCGUAAUAUAUAAAUUGUUCAGCUAAAUGUGUCUAAAUGUAAUUUAAAUGAAAACAAAAAAAAAAGAACAAAAGAAAAACAAAGAUUUUUAAUGCAA
Messenger RNA from Drosophila albomicans, 13996 nucleotides. RefSeq names its product mucin-17 (gene Bicra). Gene Ontology annotation, biological process: positive regulation of DNA-templated transcription. The record is from RefSeq and is a predicted model, not a curated record. Lineage: Eukaryota; Metazoa; Arthropoda; Insecta; Diptera; Drosophilidae. Gene Ontology annotation, cellular component: SWI/SNF complex.